Physella acuta is the source of this 976-nucleotide messenger RNA. RefSeq names its product WAP four-disulfide core domain protein 6A-like. NCBI's taxonomy places the organism in Eukaryota, Metazoa, Mollusca, Gastropoda, Physidae. Gene Ontology annotation, molecular function: serine-type endopeptidase inhibitor activity. The record is from RefSeq and is a predicted model, not a curated record.
AUGCGCCUUUUGUUUCCAGAUCUGGGUAUAAAAUGUCCGGAACCCGAACCCCCAGAGAACGGCUUCAUCGUGGGGGUGGAGACGAGCGUGGGGUCGGUGGUGUAUGUCCAGUGUCAUCAGGGCUACAGACUAGAGGGCCCCACGCCAAUGGCCUGCAUCGUCACGGACGAGGGGGCCCAGUGGGACCCUGAGGUUAGGAGAGUUUGCGUGGAAGGCAGCACAGACUUUGAUGAAGACACGCAACAGAACCUCAACAUGGCGGAGAGCGCGGCUCAGGGGACAGCACCCAAACAAAUCAACAGAGCAGCAGUCAACAGUCAGCCAUCUUUCAUCAAAUCUAAAGCGCACCCAUCCAAGAAGCAUAGAACGGAGUUCACUGAGGCGGUUCGCGAGGAAGGAGAACCAACAGCUGAAGAACUGGAACAAGUCCCAGAACAGUGCAAGCCCAAGCCUGAGGCAGGCCCAUGUAGAGCCUUGUUCAAACGGUUCUACUUCAACCAGAUCACCAUGGAGUGCCACACAUUCUUUUACGGGGGUUGCCAGGGCAACCAAAACAAUUUCCAGUCCAUUGAAGAGUGUAAUCUGACCUGCCUACCAAAACACGAGUGACCAUCCGCAUAAAUUAUAAGAUGUUUCUGGUGGUUUGAAAGGUUUUAACUUAUGCACAACUUUCACAGUACGAAUGACAUGUUUGAAUGCUUGUUGUGUCAUUCUUUGUCAUAAUUGUUGUAAUAUAUCAAAUCCAUAAUCCCGGGUGAGCGGCAAUUUUAUUCUCUGGUCAGUUCAUCAAGGUCCACCAUACAAAAAGAAAGGACAACUUGUAUCUGAAGCCGUGUCAGAUUUGCAUAAUGUAGUGUAAUAAAUUUUACUAGGGUGUAAGUUAGAGGUAUGGUAGGAUUGGAAUGCAAUAGUUUGUUUCAAGUCAUGUUACACAAAAAAUUAAAGGCUUCACUAAAAUUAACCCAAUUCUCAAUGU